Molecule: messenger RNA, 8531 nt
Organism: Drosophila subpulchrella
Lineage: Eukaryota; Metazoa; Arthropoda; Insecta; Diptera; Drosophilidae
Product: protein dopey-1 homolog
Exons: 11
Coding region: 223-8010 (2595 amino acids)
Biological process (GO): Golgi to endosome transport
Cellular component (GO): endosome; trans-Golgi network
Source: RefSeq, a predicted model, not a curated record
UACUGGUGAAGAGGUCACGGUUAUCAAUCGGUGGUCCAUCGCUAGCGAGUUACAGCAAAAAAUUUGCCAUGUAAAUGCAAUAUAAAAACAAAAGUGCAAUAUUAGACAAUGUAAAAUGUGUUAAAGUCGACCAACUUCAGCUGCGAGCUCUGCCAUCCAAAAACCAUCGAACCUACCGAAUAGAUUGAUAGUUAGAUAGAGCCACUGGCAAAAGACGUCGCCAUGGAGUCCGCGGACGCACUCGUCGAGGAGCAGAAGCUGAUGGCCGAGGCCAAGUAUCGCACUUACAUGACCAACAUCGACAAGGCGCUGCGCAAUUUCGAGUACUCCAGCGAAUGGGCGGAUCUGAUUUCGGCCCUGGGCAAACUCAGCAAGGCGAUAUCGAGCAAUACGCAGUACCAGGUCAUACCCCGGCGACUGAAGAUAGCCAAGCGACUGGCCCAAUGCAUGCACCCAGCCCUGCCCUCCGGGGUGCAUCUGAAGGCCCUGGAGACCUACUCGGUGAUAUUCAGCAAAACAGGGCCGGAGCGCCUGGCCACGGAGUUUAUAUACAGCGCUGGUUUGUUCCCGCUCCUUGGCUACGCGGCCAUGAAUGUGCGUCCCGCCUUGUUGACCAUCUAUGAAACCUAUUUCGUGCCCCUGGGUGACAAGCUGCGGCCCGCUCUAAGCGGUUUCCUAAAUGGCGUACUACCCGGAUACGACUGCGGACUGGAUCACUUCGAGCGCAUUAGCUCUCUGCUCAAACAAGUGUGCAAUGCCGUCAAUCCCAUGCACUUUUACACGGUCCUAUGGGAGUCUGUGGCCAACAAUGCAACCAUUCGCCUGCCGGCCAUCACCUACCUACUGGAACACUUCAACAAGCGAUUGGACAUGCAAGAGCAGAUCUACAUCAUGGGGCACAACAGGGAGAUCAUGAUGUCGGCCCUGUGUGUCUGCCUGAACGAUUCGCUGAUCCUGGUGCAGCGAAACACGCUGGAGUUCCUGCUGCUUGGCUUUCCCAUGCACACGGCGCUGCUCUCCGAGGAUGACUUGGUGAAACUAGUCACCAACGGGCUCAAUACCAUACUCCGCAGGGACAUGUCGCUCAACAGGAGACUGUUCAGCUGGCUCUUAGGCAGCGAGGUGGCCAAGAACUCGCCAACCUAUGAUACCCUAUCGUUGGACACCUCAAACGCUCCACUAGAUGAGGAACCAGAACCGUAUUUCAUUAAGCAUUCGCGGCACAUUCUUAUCAGAGCUUUAAUCACCACCCUCAGACUGAGUUUGGAGUGUGCCCCAAUGGACCUAAAGCCCUACAGGAUCAUGCUCUCCCUACUCGACAAGGCGGAGAUUGGCAGCGCUGUGCUGGACUACGUGCUUCAUGACAUUAUUCGGGCCAUGUACAUCUCGAGUGGCAAUGCGGAGGCUUUAAAGUCAGCCAACCUGCUGUUUGCCACCUUCGAUCCAGCUUAUAUUUGGAGCUACAUGACCAACAUGUUUGAAAAGGCCUGCCAACAGGCGAACCCCGCGCAGGACAAGUCUCAGCCGGGAGAAACCUCCGGAAAAUAUGCAUGCGACGUGGGAUCUGGCGAUCCCUGUGUAAUGGAGAUCUGCGUGCUGACAGAAUUCCUGCUGGAAACCGUUUCUCUGGAGAUGUACACGGAAACCACUAGGGUGUACCUUCCCAAGGUGUUCCUGGCCAUCACCCAGCUUCUUUCCCUGCACAUGGAUCACGUAAGCAGCAACGAGAUUACUGCGUCGCUUAAGCUCUGCAUGAAAAUCGUCUCGAGGGUGCAGCCUAUGAUAACAAGUCCCAUAAAACUGAACAAGCUGGUGGAUCAGAGCGGGGGCUCUUCGUCGGAUGAGAAGAUUACUGUAAAUUCGGCGAGUGAGACUGGAAAGGUGGAGUCCGGAGCGCAUGGUAAUUCCCUAGAGAAGAGCAAAUCCGACUCACGGCUAAACCAAUUUGCGGAGAACACACUGCAAGGGGCCGAUCUCAACGAUGAAGAGCUCAUCCGGCGCUCAGCGUCCAAUCAAAGCGUGGGACGUCAAAGUCCCAGCAAGAAGAAGGCCAAGUCAAUUUCUCGACUCUCGGAGCUGGAUAAGGAUAUCAGCGCCUCAGACCCGCAGUCAUCCUCGGAUCUGGACACUCCGCGGAGCAUAAAGAAGCUGAAGGCCAAGGCUAGGGUCCCAUUCAUACGAAGCCCCAAAAAGCAGCGACCCAAGGAUAUUGUCCUGAUUGAAUCGAAUGCUUCAACGGAAGUGGGAGAUGGACCUAGUGCAGAAGAGCCAAAGAGUGCUCCGCCGGAUCAAUCGCCGCAGUUCCAGCUGGAUGAGGAGAGCCGAGCAUCACAACAGCGCGGAUUCUCCAUUUUGGAGAAGUGCAUUCGCCAGUACGAAAUCUUCUUCGAGGUUUAUUUGGCCCGUAAACUGCUCCAUAUUGAAGCGGAGCCGAAAGAAUGCGCAGUGAAGGUGCAGCUACAGCGAACCACAAGCACCAUCCAUACAUCCAAUCUUUUUAUGGCCGAGCAGGUGCUGGAGCACGAGUGUCCACUGAGGGAGUCACAAAUCGAGCGAUUGUUUAACUUGCUUCGGGUGGACAUUGUUCCGCGUUCCAAGCAGCUGCAGCGCUUGCUCAAUCGAUCCUUGCCGCUCCCCGUCAGUGCUAGUGAGCUAAGCAGCGACAGUGAGGCUCAGGAGGAGAAGCUACAGAGCCUGCUUAUUGAUGGACAGACGCAGCGUAGUGUACAGCAGCUAGCCGAGCUUCAAUUGAGCAGCUCUCUGCGUGGAGCAGUUAAACUAGCGGCUACUCUGCUGGUGGAGAUGUCUACCUUCCCAAACUGCAAUAAACACAUCGUGCUGGACAAGAAUGAGCCUGAAUUGCCAAACUGGUUGAAGGUCCUGUGCCUGGUGGCCUGCUUUGCCCAAAGCGACAAGGAGCUGCAGGUGGCGUCUAUUACCACGCUCUUCGAUUUGAUAAGCCUACUACGCUCGCAAAUCGAGCAUACGACCAGUCCAGGAGUCACCUUUGUGGUGAUGCUGCCGCUUCUAAAGUUUGGUCAUGUCAGCUACAUGGAGCAGCAAACGCGCGUGUUCCAAUUGGUCAGCUCCAUUUUGUGGGAUUACCUAGGCGCUGCAGGCAUAGAUCCUGCCCAGAUUGCUGCUCUACUUCAUCAGCUACACAGCUGCCUGGAAAGCGGUCUGGUGGAAACCAUCAUCGGGAAUCGAAUGCAAGCCCAACAUUUGCUACAAAUACAACCGCAAUCCCGUGCAGAUUUGGGGAAAACUGCCCUACGUAACUUCCAACUGGAGCGUUUGGCGGAUGCUCAACUCCUCUGUCCUACGGAGUCCACGGAAAGAUUGAGAGAAAGUCAGGCCCGAAGCUUCAAAAAGUUCGAGCUGUUGUGGCACCUCGGCAGAGAUAAGCAGACUACACGUGGAUUCGAGAAGACGCUGCUUAAAGUGCUGGACACCCUCGCUUUACCACAUUAUAUGUCCGAGCGCACUUUUGUGACCAACUGGCUGCAGGCGUCGCUUCUCCGCGGCGAUCUUGCCCGCCUAACCAAGCCUCUCUACAAGAUCCUACUCUCGGCCAGCUCCAAGCGCGUUGGCAUCGUCCACAUGCAGCAGCUGUAUCGUGAAGUCGAUACCGAGGCUACGCCUGCUUUCGAGCGGGAUGUGUACGCCAUCAGUUCGGAGCAGGGCAAUGUCAAGUACCACCACAUGGAGAACUCCAGUGGUGUUAAGAAGAAGAGUCCCAUCAGGAACUUCCCCAAGAAGAUCUUUGGAGUCACAUUGAGUGGGGGCAAGGCCAACAAGGUUUCCAACUUUGUAAGCGACAAAUCCACUGUUGCCGCUUGCGCUGAAGCCACGCAGGAUUUAAACACCAUCGGGCUGAUCAUUAAUCCACUAGAGAAUGCCAACGACUUUGACGACGAAACAGAUCUGGAAGAGCCUCGCAUUGAGAUCCCGCAUAAGGAGACGCCGCUGGAGCAGAAACUAGCCAGCGCAAUGGACGAGAGCGAGCAACGUUCGCAGGAGCAUCCACCUAAUCAACCGGAUCUUCAAUUCGACCAGGAUAUUACCGACCACUCGGACAGCAGCGACUUCGAGUCUGAUUCUGAGCUUCGCGAAACGAGCAUAGAGAAAGAAGACAGCCUGACGGUCAGUUCCAGUGCUGGUGUUAGUGAUGAUGUCAAGCGCUUUGUAGGCGACUGUGAAAGUGUCACUGAGGCGUUGACCCAGCACGAAAAGAUCAAGAGCCGCAAGACCUAUCGGUUGACCAGGGAAAAAACACCAGGGGAAACCAGCCUAAAUUCUCUGGAGCAGAAGGAUCAUGAUAGCAUCCCUGACCUCCAGGCAGAUGCGCUUCCAGCGGAUGAAUAUUUCAGAGAAGACAAAAAGCUAGGAAAGCGUAAGAAGCUGCUGACUGCUGGAGAGAAGAAACGACUGAGCUGCAUUUCAAAGACCUCUACGGAUAGUAAUAUCAGUGGCUCUCACGUCGAACAACCGGAGCAGGAGGAAGAAUCAGAGCCAGCAACCGAAUCCACUAUCAAUGUGGAGGACAAGAGACGUAAUCUCAGUCUAGAAACCAGCAAGCUUCAGCCUGACAUACAGAAAACCCUGGAGAAGGGCAAACAGAACGUGGAGAUCCUGCGGCAAAAUAAUGCAGCUGCAGCUGCUGCAGCGGCGGCCGCGGCAGAGGAGCAGACCAGUCUGCGCAGCUCUGUGAAGAGCACGGUUUCCCUGGCGGAUGCGGCUCAUCUGUACCACAACCACCUUCUGAUCUACUUGGCUAUUUACGACACCCGUCAGACCCUGUACGCCCUACAAACGCUUCGCAACAUUAUCUGCUGCGAUCGACGAACUUUCCUUUGCCUGUCGAUAACCACAUCCUUUUCGAGCGCCAGCCUGAAACAGUUGCUUGUGCGCCAUCGCAAGAGCAUCUCCGGUAAAGGAUUCGAUGGUGGGGUGGGAAGCUCCGAGUACGCUCAAGGAUAUCGCGGUUGCAUGCAACUGGAGCUGCUGGUCACGCUCUGCUUGUUCUACGCCCGUGGUUACUUCCAGAAGGAAUCUCUGGACGCGCAGCGACAGCCACCCACGCUCCAGGAUAUUGUGAACAAUCGGAGGAUCCAGUUGGAAAGCAUUGAACUGCUGACCCUGAUCUGCUCGGAACUCAUAGAGAUUGUCAAAGGCAUGGGCAAGGGCCUGGCCAACUAUAUUGCCGAUUUGUUGGCCCGCGCCAAACUGCAAAAGGUGAUGCUGCACUGUCUCAACAGCUCGGUGUGCAGUUAUGGCCGUAGAGCCAACUCUAACAGCGGGAGUUAUGCGGAGCAGGUGCUCAGCUUUAAUGAUCCCCAGGACGAUCAGCUGCACGCGGACUGCUUCCAGCUCCAGCUGCUACGUUUGCUGUUGGCUGUAAUCCGCCUGGAGCACGAGGUUCAUCAGUUGCGCCAAGACACGCCUCCGUCCGCUGGCGAGGACUCGACAGGCAACGCGUCGCCCACUCGCUUAGCAGAGGGAGCGACUCCCAAUGUAAAGUAUCUGCCCAACUGCCUGAUUAGUCAGCAGCCCAUGUUUCUGGCUGCUGUGUUGGGUGCACUACAGCAGGAACGGUUGCGGCACUUACACCGCAACUGGACGGACUUGGUGACCUCAUCGCUGAACUGUUUCUCAUUUGGCUCACUCACGAACAUUGUGAUUAGCGUAGUUCAUCAACUAUGCAGCAAUCUAGACCGCCUCUCCAAAAUGGGUCUCCAGCAGCAGCGGCACUUCCCUCCGGAUUAUGUGGUAUCCCAACUGGAGGCUCUAACCAUCUUGUGCCACUACUGUUUACUGGACAAUACGCAGCAGACUGCUCUCUCACACCUGUUUAAUCAAGCUUACCCGCAGACCAGCUCGUCGGCACAGAGCUCUAGCACGGGUCAGUUGCUCAACAGCAUCGUACAUUCAUUCCUCUCGGCCAGCGAGUCCUCCAGUUCAGCGCCGGCUCCAAGGAAUCCACAGCUGCAGGCUGCACGCAAUGCCGUUCUCUCGCAUCUUCCAAGGAUUAUGAGCAGUGUGGCUGCCAUAUGGGACAGCGAGCUAGGACAGUUGCGCCCGGUUCGCCAGCAGCUUCUUGAGUUCCUAUCGCCGGUGUCCUUGCAUCAUGGCUGCAACUUCCUGGCGGCUGUGGCUGUCACCUGGCAGCAGCGGGGCAUUGCCGCAAACAUGAGCGGAUUGAGCAUCGCAGAGCAGUUCCAGAGAAACUCCGCUCUACAGGCGUGUCCCGCUCAGCUUUCGUUGGUUUCCUUAGUUUCUAGCAUUCGGGUAAUGCCCAUGGAUUCCUUCGUUAUGACACUGCACCACGUGGUGCGUUCACCCCCGCCAAUCCACCGACCACCUGCCCAGCUUAGCAUCGAGGUGAGCUCUCUGGAGCUAUUUUACUUCUACAUGAGGUCUGCUCCUGCUCCUCAGUUGGCGGAUGCCUGGAGCUCACUGCUGGCUCUCAUCCGGGAUGGCUUAAAUCUGACACCACCGGCGCAGUUUGCUUUACUAAUGCUCCUGAACGAGUUCGUCCAGCGCUGCCCGCAGAUGCCAUUCCAGGACAAAAAGGAAGUGCGGGAGCUACAUGACGUGACCUCUCGAUUGGUAGACUCUCUCUCCAGCGUGGCUGGAUCCUGUCUAGAGCAGACCACCUGGCUGCGUCGUAACCUGGCCGUAAAAGAAGAUACUGAUGGGUUGGCCAAGGAUAACAGCGUAGGAGGUGGUGGACUUCAGCAAUAUUCGCUGCAGGCUCAGAGUGUUCUAGCAGCCAUACUCUCUAACCUACUGGACGUGGCCUACGGUUCCCAGGAGAAGGACAAGGUGGUCAACAUAGUGACGCCGCUGCUAUACAAUAUAACCCCAUAUUUGAAGAACCACACUGCUCGGAACGUGCCCUUUUUCUACGCUUGCUCCGCUCUGCUGGCCAGCCUGAGUGGCUACCAGUACACUAGGAAGGCGUGGCGGAAGGAUAUGCUGGAUCUCCUGCUGGACAAUGCCUUCUUCCAGAUGCACCUCUCGUGCCUGCCCUUCUGGCGCAUGAUCAUGGACAGUCUGAUGACCUACGACAACACAACGUUCAGGGAGCUUAUGACCCGCGUCUCACUUUCCCAGGCGGGCAGCCUGAAUAUCUUUACGUCGCGGGAUCAGGAGUACGAGCAGCGGGCCAUGCUGCUCAAGCGACUCGCCUUCGUCAUCUACUGCAGCGAGUUCGACCAGCACAACAAGUACAUGCCGGACAUCCAGGAGCAACUGGCUAACAGUCUGCGACUUGUUCCCAUGGGACCUUCAGUACAGGCAGCCGUUUUCCUGUGCUUCCGUGUGCUGCUUCUACGCAUGUCACCUGACCACGUCACCUCGCUGUGGCCCAUAAUCAUUGCGGAAAUGGUGCAAGUGUUUCUGCAAAUGGAACAGGAACUGAAGUCGGAGAGCGAGGAGAGAAACCAACAAAUGCGUAUGCCUUCGGGAAUUGAUGUGUCCUGGUCCUCUGCCUCAGGAGCUAGCAAUGGCUACAAUUCCCAGACGCCGAUGCAGCAUUGGCGAUCGGUGCAGCUGGAGGCCUGUAAACUCCUGGAACUGGGAUGCGUGCUGCCCGCUACCAAGCUGCCACAUUUCCAGAUGUACCGAUGGGCUUUUGUGGGCACCGAGUUCGAUGUGCACGAAGAGGAGGUGCGCCUGCCCAACGGAAGUUUGGAGAACCUGGCCACCUUGCCCACCGCACUGUAUGUGCCGCAUGUGAGCCGUGUGGCCAGGCUGAUGGAUAUGAAGUACACCAGUCAAUCACCGGUUCUGCAACGUCCCAGCAAUAGACAUCUCAUGUUGCACUUCCAGCAACUGCAGUCGCUGCAGGAGCUGUACGCCUUCUUCACUACGCUGGGCAUCAGUUGCCCCCAGCCACGUAACUUCGCCGACACGGAGAACGACGUGGCUAACUGCCUGCAGGAGAUCGAGGAGGUACUGGCCAACGAUUUCCUGGAGAAGCUGCCCAGCAUAACCACGCCAAGAUGAAAACCGGCCGUUGCCCACCGGCAGACACAGUCGCAGAUCCAAGCGAGUGGGUCCCUGUUCGAGCUCAAGCUUAAUCUUAAUCUGGGUGUGGAGUCUGCUAUGGAGCCGGGAAGUGGUGGCCAGGCAGCCCGCAUCCUGGCCGCCGUGCAGGCCAAGCUGACCAGCCAAAAUGCCGAGACGAGCUUUACGCAGCCCCAAAACACCAAUGACAGCAGCAACAAUAAGAAGACCAACUUUCCAUUUUAUGUCUAAUUAAGAGAUGCAGCAGAAGACGAUGCCGAGUAUGAUAGCUAGCUAUAUAGAUAGAAACCCGGGUCGAGUGUAUAACUGUCCGUAAAGUGAUCUAUCGUUUUAAAUGUUGAAUGUUUAAGAACGCGGUAGCCUAAUAGCCAAUAGCACCCUGUAUGUAUAUGUAACCAAUGUAUUUAACUGUUGAUAGUUGCUCCCGAGUCGAUGUGAAUAAGAGAUGUGUAUAACGACAAACUGCAAUCAAAUAAAAUAAAAUCGCAUUUUAUUGCAAA